Messenger RNA from Haemonchus placei, 330 nucleotides. The record is from the annotation of a GenBank genome assembly. NCBI's taxonomy places the organism in Eukaryota, Metazoa, Nematoda, Chromadorea, Rhabditida, Trichostrongylidae.
GUCAACAACUCGAGUCACCAACUGUUUAUUUAUUACAGGACAAUUCCGUUUUCGUGUUACAAGUAUGCGCUUCUGACAUUACACAGCUUAGUGUCAGAUAAAGUACAUGGCCCUCAGUGUGCCCAACAAGCGAGACAGAUGGACACCAUGCAGGUGGUAUCAGGAUGGUUGCAGCACGAGAAAAGCGAAAAGCUUUUGCCAGUAAUCGUGGAUCUCGUUCGUAUUCUCUGCGACAAAAACUACGAACAAAAGGUCAAUCGGCUUCGUUUGAGUAAAUUUAAUGAUAUAUGUAGACAUAGUAGAGAUGUGCGAGUGGGCUUCAUGAUUUAA